Lytechinus variegatus (green sea urchin) is the source of this 2711-nucleotide messenger RNA. RefSeq lists its product as uncharacterized. The record is from RefSeq and is a predicted model, not a curated record. Bases 263 to 2122 code for a protein of 619 amino acids. Gene Ontology annotation, cellular component: extracellular region. NCBI's taxonomy places the organism in Eukaryota, Metazoa, Echinodermata, Echinoidea, Temnopleuroida, Toxopneustidae. The transcript is spliced from 14 exons.
UCUCCAUAAGCAGAUAAGUCAUAUACACAAAGCGAGUCCAGCCAUAAAUUGAUAUCAAUGAAAACAGCAAAUCGGCAUCAAAAGUAUUGCUUAGUUUCUGAUUAAAUCGCGAUUCACCUCCGAUGAAGUUCGUCAUUUAAGAGUUGAAGAUUGGGGUGCGCCAAAGUUCUUUUAUUUAGCCGACUUCAUUAUUUUGACUGUUGCUUUUCCUAUAGCUCGGUAAUAAGUAUCGGGCGGGCAGAAGGCUCCUCUUCGUUCCAACAUGAAGUUAAUUUUGAUUUAUCUUACUUUUAUCAUGGCCCUUGUUCAAGGGGACAUCGAUGUCGGGGCAGGUGUUCAUCGGCAUCGAGCGAAGAGGACAGAGACGGCCUUCUCCCAAGAGGAGAUUGAGGGAAUCGUUAAUCUGCAUAACGAGUAUAGGGGUAUGGUGAUACCCGAGGCGUCUAACAUGAAGCAUAUGAGGUGGGACGAUAACCUGGCAAUGAUGGCUCAGAUCUGGUCGGAUGGUUGUGUUUUUGCGCACGGUAAUCCUGACAUCAUGACGGACUUCCAAUACGUAGGCCAGAACCUGUGGGCGGGGACAAUCUUCGAUAACGGCCUCGGAGCCACGACCAAUUGGUACAACGAGACCGUCUAUUAUGACUACAACACAGGAACCUGUGCACCGGGGAAAGUAUGCGGGCAUUACACCCAGGUGGUUUGGGCCGAGUCUUACGCAGUCGGGUGUGGACGAACCUUUUGCAGCAGCCUUGUUAAUUAUUUUCCGAAUUCGUACAUAAUAACCUGCAACUAUGGUCCAGGUGGAAAUAUUGUUGGGCAGGACGUUUAUCUUUCCGGUCCGAGCUGUACUGAAUGUUCAACAGGCAUCGGGGAAUGCUACAAUAAUCUUUGUAGACCCUGUUCGGAACAUUCUGAGCCAUGUGAAUGUAGGGCUGAGUGUCAUAACUGUGGGACAAUGAACAGCGACUGUUCAUGCACUUGCAGAGAUGGAUGGCGAGGACCUAACUGUGUUCGAGAAUGUGAGAACACCGACGUCCGAUGCGGUAAUGGAUGGCCAACAAGUUGGUGCGGUGACAGUCUGUUUCCAUUUGUUGAUGCAGCUUGUCAUCUCCUAUGUGGCUAUUGCAAUCCAGCUGAUCCGGAUUUCAUAUGUUCACCAACCACGACCCCCUCAACCACCACCCCACUACCGCAAACAACUCCAGGGGUUACACAAGUUCCCACAACUACCACACAUACACCACAAGCAACAACUGCUGCUGCACAAUCGCCCAUGUCAACACGCAUGCCCACAACAGAAGCACCUUCGACACCUAGUACUGUCGCUACAACAACGGAACCGCCAUGCACAUUGACUUGUCUGCAUGGCGGGAGACUGGAUUCACGUCAGUGUACAUGCAACUGCCUUUCACAAUACCAGGGAAGCCGGUGCCAAAAUUUAAAGUCUCAGGUCCGGUAUGGGGUAGAACUCACCAUUGCUGCAGAUAUAAGCAUUUUCCCACGAAUUCGCGAUCUACUUUUUGCGGUAGUCAGCCGACUGGUCACAGACGUCUGUAAUGGCGAUAACUUCUACCCCCUUUGUUGCCCAGGAAGUACCGGAAAAGAUGCUGACCUGACAUUGAAUUAUGUCGACAGUAGCCACGUGUCCGUUGCAGAUGGCUACCCCGAAGAGCGCCCUCAAUACGACCCAAUAGAAGCCUUCGCGGUCAUGCUGCUCAUAACGCCCCCAACACCAAGUGAUCUUUGCAUGGAGAACUGGGCAUUUGGUCGAAAAAGAAGAGAUGCCCAAUCGCAAGUGAUAGUACGGGACAAAAGGCAGACAGAAACUUCUUCGGAGGGUUACUUGGGCCAAGGAGCGCUGUAUGAAGCAGUCUCUGCUAACAUCGACACCAUUGCAAAUGAAGUCAAUGUGACGGUCUUGGAGGUGACCAGGGGUGCCGUCGAGGAAGGUGAAGUUCUGUUAGAACUCCAAUACGUCCUCAUCAUCAUCAUUGCCAUCAUCGUAGCCCUGGCCAUCAUCUUAGCAAUCAUCACCAUUUGUUGGGGAAGGAAUACUGACUCCGCGAAGAAGAAUUCAGGAGGAAAACGGAAACCACACACCCUAUCUAGCUCACAGUUUUAGCAUAAGUCUAUAAUAAUAUCCCACCUUCAAGUAUAAGAAUACUAAAAUUAACUUUUGAAAAGUAUAGGUAAAUGACUCAUCGUAUCAAGAAAAGCACGUUCUAUUAUUAUAAACCAUGAAAGUAUUGCAAUGUAUAGGAGUUCAUUUUAAUAGUAAAAUAGUGAAAGUGAAUGAUUUAGGUCAACACAGGGAGCACUUGAGAAAAGAGAUUCUUUUAGUAUGAUUAAUAAACAUUUACUCUUUUUCAAUAUUAUAAUUCGCCUUAGAAUGUGCACCGUGUAUUCGAAGAAAAAGUUUGCAUGGUAUAGAUCCGAUGUGUUCACACCUCAGUCAUAUUUAACUCUUAAAUGCUAACAUAGGAUAUAAUAUGCAUACGCGACAUAUUUUAGGGCAGACACAUUUAUAUAGUAUGGUAAUUUAUGGGAAUAGUGGCAUGGUUUAUGGGGGUACUUACCAGACCUGAAAAUGGGUUUUAAACCUGUUCAAGAAAUAUAAACUUCAAUAGUUGACUACUCGGUUUUUUCACCUUUCUUGAUUCUUUUCAUUCACUUAUUUAUAUUACUCUACCAUCUGAAUCUCCCUUGAUAUU